This is a messenger RNA of Nelumbo nucifera (sacred lotus), 2034 nucleotides long. Its product is annotated as zinc finger protein 4-like. Gene Ontology annotation, biological process: negative regulation of abscisic acid-activated signaling pathway. NCBI's taxonomy places the organism in Eukaryota, Viridiplantae, Streptophyta, Magnoliopsida, Proteales, Nelumbonaceae. The record is from RefSeq and is a predicted model, not a curated record.
UUGUUCUUGUUCUUCUAUUGUUUUAGUUGUUUUUCGACCUAUUUUUGGGAAGCGGCAAUAAGCAUAGGAAUUCGGAACCAGACAGCCAUCCCCAUUUACCAAUCAAUAGAGCAUAGGCUAUGUACGAUUCUGUAAAUGAGCAUACCUUUGUUGGAAAUAGGAAGGACCACCAGAGAGAGAGAGAUUUGAAUUUUAGAUUUAUACUUUCUGAAAUUUGGAUUUGGACAUAAAUGACACAGGCACAUGCAUGGAUGAGAUGAACAUGACAGCGCAUGAGCAUCAUGGACUGAGAUGCCAUGCAUCAAGGCUGGAUGGAAUUAGAAAGGAAUUAUAUCGUUAUUGGGGACAUGCAGGAAAGGUAAUCUGGGAUGGAAACCAAUCCGUGCAAUUCUGAAGUUAGUGUGUGUGUGUGGGUGUGGGGUGGGGUGGGGGGGGGAGAUGGGAUUAGCCUAGUACUGCUUGCUUGUUUUCUUUCUCCUGCUCUCUUUCUAUUUAGAUAGCAGUUGAAGAACCAAAAUUCAAUAAACAGUGAGAGUGGUGAAUGGGUUUGCUUCCUAAGUUAUCCAACACCUUUUUCUCUGAUGAGUGACGACCCACAAUCAUCUCCCCCAACCUUUCCUUUUCCAUAAUCAGCACCGGCCGUCUUUCUCUUUCUUUCUACAUAAUCUCUGAUCAUGGCCAUUCCUUUUCUUUUCAUCUACUCUGCACUUUUCUCUAUGUGGAAAUAAUAGAGAAACGGAGAAGCCUGUUUGUCUUCUAAUUAGGAACAGCCACGCCCAAAUGCUACCCGAAGCUGUCUGCAACUUCAAGGCAAUGAAGAGCUAGCAACCACCAGCUGUAGGUUGGGUCAAUAUUUUCUGAUCAAACAUGAAAGCAUCAAACUCUGAAUUUGAAGCAGAAGUCUUGUCCGAAGAUGAAUCAGACAUCAGCAGCCAAGUUGCUUCCAAUAUAUAUGGCCAUGGAACCACUCCAGACCCUUCCAAGGAUACCACCAACCCCUCCUCCUGCCUUACAAACCCCAUGAAGCUUCAACCCAAUCCAAGGCUUCUCUCCCUUGACUUAAGUCUUAGCUUAAAAAAUAGUGAUGCUGAUUUAGGGGGCAUGGAGUCAGUGGAGCUCUCACUAUCUAGCACCACUGAAUGUAGCAGCAAAGCUGCUGCUCAUACUCCAGCCACCUUCCCAAGAGUUUUCUCUUGCAACUACUGUCAGCGCAAGUUCUUCAGUUCACAAGCUCUGGGUGGGCAUCAGAAUGCACACAAGAGGGAGAGAACACUAGCCAAGAGAGCCAUGCGGAUGGGAGUCUUCUCAGAGAGGUAUUCCAGCCUAGCAUCUUUGCCCCUACAUGGGUCAGCAUGCCGGUCCCUUGGGGUCCAAGCUCACUCCUCAGUGCACCACAGUCUUGCAGCACGAGAGAAUCUGCCUGAGAUGAGAUCUGUUGCUAGGUUUGAACAUGGCUACUUUGGACCACCAGUGUUCAUGGAGGAUGAUGAGGCAGAGCUGUUUUGGCCUGGGAGUUUUCGACAAGUCCCUGAAGGAGUUGGUGGGUAUCCAGGUUUUGAACUGGCAGGAAGCUCACCCUUGAAUAUUGUAACAGUAGCUUCAGUGCCAGAGGCAGAUUCAUCUCCACCAGAUCUCACACUGAGACUAUAAGAGAUGAUAUGGUUAUAACAUCAAGGCCUUGAAAAUUGUGGACCUAGUGGUGGAUGCAAUGCAGUCUUCUGGUCUCAUCUGUUGGACCUGGAUGUUUGGUAACUAUCAGAUUCAUGGAUGGGAGGUAGGCUUACAAGGUAAUCUUGUGCCACUGUGCUUUGGUUGUAGAGCUAAGUGCUAUACCAUGCCUGUGUAUUAUUAGAAUCUUACAGAUACAUUCUGUUAGUCCAUCUUGAAGAUUUUCUACACCAAAGUUCAGCCUUUGAAUAAUUUACACUACCUAUGAUGGAUUUUGGUACUAUGGGGAGACAAGCAUGGAAGUCUUCCAGAAAAUAUCUCUUUUUGUGGCUAAAAAGUCCCAAUCAAAGAAUUUUGUCCAGAAGA